Messenger RNA from Leptosomus discolor (cuckoo roller), 3146 nucleotides. The record is from RefSeq and is a predicted model, not a curated record. NCBI's taxonomy places the organism in Eukaryota, Metazoa, Chordata, Aves, Leptosomiformes, Leptosomidae.
CCUCGUCCGCCAGGGCGAGCGGGGCUGGUGGGUGGGUGUUUUCAACCACAACAACAGCCACAGCACCAAGGCCUGGAAUGCCAGUGCCAUCUGCAUCUUUGAAAUGGAGGAGAUCAAGGAGCAAGCCUGUGGGUCCACGCACUUCAUCAUGAACGGGAAGAGCUGUGAGGCACAAUCAAUCAAGAAAUUACCUACCUUGGUUCACUCUGGAUUAGUGGCUGUUUAUGGCACAGUUGUUUUGAAUCAGAUAGUUCUUUUUUUGGGAACAGAUGAUGGACAGUUACUGAAGGCUGUUCUUAAUGAGGAUAUGGAAUCUAAUUGCCCAGAGGUUUUAUAUGAAAUUAAGGAAGAAACUUCUGUUUUCCCCAAACUUCGACUUGAUCCAGUAGAUAAUAACUACAUCUAUCUGUCCUCUACCAAUAAGGUGAGAAGAAUACCAGUUGCAAACUGCGGUAGAUAUGUUUCUGAGCAAGAAUGCUUAUCUGCAAAGGAUCCCUACUGUGGGUGGUGUUCUUUGAAUCGAAGGUGCACGUUAAAAGAAAAUUGUACACGUUCCAACAGCAUAAAGGGUUGGUAUAACAUUUCACAUGCAGCUGAUAAAGAUCUGAAAAUCCUACUAAGUUUCCCUGCCAAAAAUCAGGUUGCUGUGGCUGCAAGCAUAAGCAAAAUCCUUACUUCCUGUGUGAUAAAAAUUGUAACAUCUGUUGAAAUAUUUUAUGAAAAUGUAGUGCUGAAAAACUCAUCCUGUUUCUGCAAUCUAACUACUCUGGUGCUAACUGAUAAUGCUGCUUCCAAUGGGAUCGCCACUACGCGGAAAACAGAGCAUAUCAGCAUUCAUUCCAUUGAACCUUUGUGGAUUUCUACGUUAGGCAAAAGUGAAAUAACAGUCAAAGGAGAAAACUUCACACGUGCAUCAGGCAUAAAACUGGUACUGACUGGAAUCACUGGCUGUAAACCAGACAUCAUUAAAGUUAGGAAUGUGCUAAACGACACACAAAUGACAUUUACUCUCCCACCAACACGUAAAGAGGCCAAAAGUAUAUGUAUACAGGCUAAUGGGAAAAAAUGUUCACCACCAAUGACCCUGCAUUAUGUUUCACUACCAUCAUGUUUUGGAAUCACACCAAAUACUUCCUGGAUCAGUGGUGGUCGCAAAAUUACUACAAUUGGUAGAAAUUUUAAUGUGGUGGACAGUGUGAUUAUUUCAGAUGACCAGAGAUCAAACCUCACCGUCUCUAGGUGUCCUGGAAAUGAAUCUGAAUAUCAUUACUUAACACCAAGCCUGAGCCAUGCAACAGAGGGUAAAGUUGUUGAUAUGAUGUUAAAAGUGGAAACUACCUUUAUACCAUGUGUCAAAUUACACUAUCACCCUGACCCAGUGUUCAUUAACUACCAGCUGCACACUGAGCUGGAUCCUGAUCUGGAAUUAAAAAUAUAUGUAAGUUGGAAAGUAGUAAACUAUAAUUCCUUAUUUGAAAGUGCUAAAGAAAAUGACAACUUGAAUAUUUCUAAAGCUGAGGUAGAAGUUUAUCUGUCAUAUAUGAAUGGUGCACAGACCAAAAAGAUAUGGUUCAGUGUCCAAAAUAUUACCAAAAAGCCAGAUCGCAGCACCAUACUGUGCAAAUUCAAAAGGGAAGGAACGGACAAGAUUGACUUUUCCACAGUGAAAGUUUUUGUCAAAUUAGGAAACUUUGAGCAUGAAGUCAAACCGACAUCAUCACACAUAUAUUUAUAUGUUCUUAUUUUGCUGCCUAUUGUAGUGGUGGUUGUUAGAUUCUCGGCAUUCAUAGUUACUAGAUACAAAUCCAAAGAGUUAACUCGUAAACAGAGUCAGCAACUUGAGCUGCUGGAAUAUGAGAUUCGGAAAGAAAUACGCGAGGGAUUUGCUGAACUGCAGAUGGAUGAAUUAGACGUGGUGGAUAGUUUUGGAACCGUUCCGUUCCUUGACUACAAACACUUUGCUCUUAGAACUUUCUUUCCAGAGUCAGGAGGCUUUGCAUCCAUCUUCAGUGAAGACAUGCCACAGAGCAGAGACCAAACGAGCAAGGAUGAAAGCUUCAACAUGUUGCAUGCUUUAAUUUGUAACAAGAACUUUCUUGUUACUCUCAUUCACACCCUUGAAAAGCAGAAAAAUUUCUCUGUGAAAGACAGAUGCUUGUUUGCGUCCUUCUUGACUAUUGCACUACAAACUAAGCUGGUUUAUCUAACCCAUAUUUUGGAAGUUUUGACAAAGGACUUGAUGGAGCAAUCAAGCAAUGUACAGCCUAAGCUCCUGCUCAGACGAACUGAAUCUGUGGUAGAAAAAUUGCUGACAAACUGGAUGUCUGUCUGCCUUUCUGGAUUUCUGCGGGAGACAAUUGGUGAACCUUUCUAUUUGCUAGUGACAACCCUCAAUCAGAGGAUAAACAAAGGACCUGUUGACGCGAUAACUUGCAAAGCGCUGUACACGCUUAACGAAGACUGGCUGCUGUGGCAAGUGUCUGAAUUCAAAACAGUGACACUGAACAUUAUCUUUGAAAAAAUCCCAGAAAAUGAGAGCGGAGAUGCCUGUCAAACUAUCCAAGUUAAUGUUCUGGACUGCGACACCAUAGGCCAAGCCAAAGAGAAGAGCCUUCAGGCUUUCCUUAAUAAGAAUGGGUUUCUCUAUGGUCUUCAGCUGGAUGAAAUUGGUCUUGAACUUGUGUCUGAGGAGCAGCAAAGAGAAUUGUUAGAUAUUGAUGGUUCCUCAGAGGUGAUGGAGGAUGGGAUAAGGAAGCUAAAUACCAUCAGUCAUUAUGAGAUUUCGAACGGAGCAACCAUAAAAGUCUUUAAAAAGAAGGCAAAUACCCGAUCAGAUGUGGACUAUUCGGAUGAACACUGUCAUUUGAUUUUACCAGACUCCGAAGCAAACAAAGAUUUGAAAGGAGCAGGUCACAAAGGAAAGCAAAAAUUCAAAGUGAAAGAAAUGUAUCUGACAAAGCUUCUGUCAACCAAGGUUGCAAUUCAUUCAGUUGUUGAAAAGCUCUUCAGGAGCAUUUGGAGUUUACCCAACAAUAAAGCACCUGUUGCCAUCAAGUACUUUUUUGACUUUCUGGAUGCCCAGGCUGAGAGCAAAAAAAUUACUGACCCUGAUGUGGUCCAUAUAUGGAAAACCAACAGGUAUGCCG